ACGGCGAUUGAAGAUGUUUGAACCGCAUGCAGUAUGAGCGCCCAUUUUUCGGGAGAAAGGCCGACUUUUACGGCAGCAAUUUCAGUUUAAUGCGUUCGCGCAUUUACAAAAAUUACAGUUUUCAUAUUUAGUCCAAAUGUUUCUUUAAAAUGCAUCAUAUAAGACAAAGCAAGAUACGUUUUAAAUACGAAGUUUUAAAUGUUCGUAAAAGGAAAACUGUUUAUACUGCAAGAACGCAUUGAUUCUCAUAAUUCAAUGAAGUAUAAAGAACUGUUUUUAAGAACUGAGAAAACUCAAUCUGAAAAUUGUGAUAUUCGGUUCGGUAAACAAGGAUUUCCGCAAUAUAAAUAAACCUUGAAUUAAAAUUAAAUUUCUAGAUUCUUACUUCCUAAUUACUUACAAGAUUUGAAAUGGAGGAUUCAAAAGUUAUAUCAAAAAUUGAAUUCGAUGUGAACUUAACUUGUAAGAAUUGUGCAAAUGCUGUUAAGAAUGUGUUAUCUAAAUUUCCUGAAGUAAAAUUAGUUGAAUGUGAUAUAGAAAAACAAAGUGUUGUCAUUGAAACUUCUUUGCCAUCUUUGUCUAUUAAAGAAGCUAUUGAGAGUACUGGUAAAAGAGCUGUUUUGAAGGGCUUUGGUUCAAGUAGUCUAGGUUCAGCUGUGGCUGAGCUAAAAAAUAAACCAAUUUUCGGUGUUAUAAGAUUCCAUCAAACAUUAGAAGAUUUAUGCGUAAUUGAUGGAACAAUUGAUGGACUUCCUCCUGGAGAGCAUGGGCUUCAUGUUCAUGAGUAUGGUGAUCUUUCAGACUUACCUAUGAGUAUCGGUCCCCAUUUUAAUCCCACUGAAUCUUCUCAUGGUGGCCAAAAUGAUGCAUCUAGGCAUUACGGGGAUUUGGGAAACAUAUUUGCUGAUUCAAAAGGAAGAGCAAGUUUUCGCAUUGAAGAUCAUCAACUCAAGGUUCAUGAAAUAAUAGGAAGAUCCAUAGCUGUGAGCUCUGAUAAAGAUGAUUUUGGCUUAGGUAACAGUGAGUCAUCAAAAAUGGAUGGCAAUUCUGGAACUAGUUUGGCUGCUGCUAUUAUUGCUCGAUCUGCUGGGUUGUUUGAGAAUCCUAAAAGACUUUGCCAGUGUGAUGGUAUAAAUAUUUGGGAUGAAAGGAGCCAACCUAUGUCAUCAUUAUAACUCUUUACCUUUCAAAGUAAUAUCUAAAUCUGAUUUAGCACACUGUAAACAAAAUAUAUACUUUAAAAAAACACUUGGUAGAAGUUUUUCUUGUUUUUUUAUCCUUAAAACUUUUAAAAUUAAAAUAACCUAUAUGUCAUGAUAGUGGUUAUUGUUUAAUAUAUAUGUUAAUUAAUUUUUUAUAUCAACAUAUUUGAUAGGAGCUAAAAAUUGUAAGAUGAUACAUUUGCAUUUUCAUAUGAAAUGUAAUUAGAAUUCUUUUUUUCUUGAAUUUUAUAUGAACUAAAAUAUAUAAAUUAUUCAAUUUUCCACUUUUAUAAAAAAAAUACAAAUUAUUAUAUAAAGUUUAUUAUUUGAAGUGCUUUUCAGUGUUUAUUACAAUUUUAGUUAUGAAAUGUAAAAUAAAUGUUCAUCUAAUUACAAUGAAAUGAAAUAGAAUGAAAUGAAUUAUAUUACAUUCAUUGUAAUCAGAGUAAUAGGGUUUAAAUCAUUAAAGCCUUAAUUUUUUGGCAUGGUUUAAAAGCAAUAAUAAUUGUUAUUAGAUUAUAAAAAAAUUAUUAAUUUUAUAAAAUUAUUUUUUAAAUAUUUCUCAUAAUUUUAAUAUAUUUGGUAUUCAAGUUUUCAAGAUUUUUUUUUAAUGUUUCCACUUUAAAAAUUGGUAAAUAUAUACAGGUUGAAUCCCAUCUCUAAGUUGCAGAAUAUAGUUACUAUUAAUUCUAUCUAAAAUUAUAAAAGACAUAAUAUUUCAAUAGGCGGAACCAAAUCGAAAAAUUUUAAGAGGUGAUAUGCACAAACUGGUAACUAAUUUUUGCCAUGCAUUCAGGUGUUACCAUUUAACCAUUACACAAUUAAGCACUUUAGGAAAGGAUUUAAUAACUUUAACUUUAUAUAAACUUUAGGAUUUUAUUAAGAAAUGUGUUAUUUUUUGCUCAGGUAACUGUUCCAUUUCAAAAGUUUUACGUAUAGAUGUGAAAUUUAUUGACUUAAAGGGUGAAAGAAUAAUUUAAAAAAAAUUAUUAUACUUUUAAUAAUGAUACAUUUUUUAUUGCAAUGUUUGUUGUUACUCCAUGUCAUUUUUAAUGGCAAGGCACAAUUAAUUGUAAAAAAGGUGCCCUUUUUUAGUAAUUGAUAUUUCCUAUACCAAUCAAACAAUUGCUUUCGAAUUUAGUUUUGUAGAUUAAAAUUUGUGUGCAUUCUUUAUAUAAAAGGAAUUUUGAAAACAUUUUUUACAAACCUUUUGUCUUUGAGACAUUAAGUUGUAACCUACCUCAUAAAUUAUUACAAAAGUUGGAAACAUUUUAUUGGAAAAAUGUAUUCUACUUUGUUUUAUGAAUUUAUACUUUAUUUUGUGUUGUGUUUUACUGUUUUGUAAUUUUAGCUUUUGUAGAAAGUAGGUUGUAUAUUGUGCUUUGUGCCAAUUAAUUAUUUUUUAUCAAUGGUCAAAGUAAUAACUUUUUGUAUUGUGCUGGUCUCGAUUUAUUGCCUUGAUUUUUAUGCAAUGGUUUAAUUAAAUCAGUAUUAUUUUGUAAAAUACAUUCCAAAAAUUAUUAUUUGUUUCUUUCAUAUUUUAAUUUAAAAGUACUGAAUUUUUCUUUACUUAUUUGAUUGUCCAAUUUGAGUUUUUUUCUUGUAUCCUAAUGAUUUUGUGAUUUGUAAGAUUGUUACAUAUUUUGGCUACAUUUAAACACAAACAUAAAUAUUAAAUCCUCUUUAUGAAUUAUAAAUAAGCAGAAGAGUAAGCAACAUAUUAUUCUGUAUGUUAAUAUUACUUAUAAGCAUUAGCUAUUAACAAAAAAAUAAUAAGAGAAUAAUGAUUUUUUUAAAAAGCGAGAAAAACUGCAUUUCUUUCUCGCUUUUUAAAUGUAAGGUUUUAACCAUCUUUAUAGAUACUAUGCUUAUUUUGAUUGUUUAAGUGAAAAUGGAAAUGUUUGUUAACUUCAAACUUUGAUAUUUAUGACUGACUAGUUUAAUGCGAAAUUUUACAUUGGAUAAUCAAUUUGGUAUUGAGUAAAUAUGAAAUACAAUAAGUUUUAUAAUUUUACCUACACUCCCUUUCUAGGACUAGUUCUAAAAGUUCAAUAUUAACUAAGAGGUAUGAAUUAUUCAACAUAAAUUUCUAUUAAAUAUCAAUAUCAAGAUUUUUUAAAUGUUAAGUUGAUGUUGGAGUCUUUCUUUUAAAUUUUCUCUUUCUUUCUGGAAUAUUUUUGACUUAAAAGAAAUUAAUUGCUGUGUUCUCAAAAAAAGUGUUAUGCUUGUUUAUUUAUAUAUUAAAUAAUAAAUUUAUAUUUUUAAAAUAUGUUAUUGAAUUGAUAAUAAUGUUUUUUUGACACUUUUGAAUCUCGUGUAAUAUUUGAUUUUAAUAAUUGCCUGUCAUUUUGUAAAACAUUCUGAAGUUUCUUUCACUUCUUUUCUGACAAAAUAAAUAUAUUUAAGACAGGAUUUUUGCUGCAAUUUUUCUAUUUAUUUAAUGACAUUUAACAUUACUGUUUUAAGUAUUGAAAAAUUGUGAUUAAACGUAACAGGUAGAAAAAUCUUUUAAAACUUAGAAAAAUAUGCUCUAGUUUGCAACAAAAGCAUCUUUUAUAAUGUGAUAUUGUGUUUAUCCUUUUAUAUCUUUUUCUUUAGUAUCAUCUCAUUCGUAUACAAAUUAUGUUAUUAUUAACGACAUUGAAAAUUAAUUAAUGUUUUGAAACUUGGUUUAAAUUUUACUAACCUUUAAUAUUUAAAGCAAAUUUUUAGAUGUUAUUAUUAAUUGUUGCUUGACUAAAUAUUUAUUUUUAUUGAAGGUGUUACAUGUCAAACGUUUUGUGUUUAUUGUGUAUCUAAUUUAUGCAAAUAAAUUAUUUUGUUCUA
This is a messenger RNA of Parasteatoda tepidariorum (common house spider), 4028 nucleotides long. RefSeq names its product Copper chaperone for superoxide dismutase (gene Ccs). Lineage: Eukaryota; Metazoa; Arthropoda; Arachnida; Araneae; Theridiidae. Gene Ontology annotation, biological process: superoxide metabolic process. Gene Ontology annotation, molecular function: copper ion binding. The record is from RefSeq and is a predicted model, not a curated record.